This is a messenger RNA of Jatropha curcas, 516 nucleotides long. The record is from RefSeq and is a predicted model, not a curated record. NCBI's taxonomy places the organism in Eukaryota, Viridiplantae, Streptophyta, Magnoliopsida, Malpighiales, Euphorbiaceae.
CCAUUUCCAGCUACGUUUAGGAUCAAGUCAUCAAAACAUACACACAAAGUCUUACAGCUUUUUUUUUUUUUUUCAAAAAAGAAGAUCCUUCCAGAUCAAGGAAUACACCAAUCCCAAAAGCUUGCUUUGCAUUUCCUUUCUUGAGUGACUAAACAAAAUCCAUUUCCAUUAACAUCUUCUACGAAAGAUUGCUAGUUAGGGUUUUGAAGAAACGAUGAGGAAACGCCAAGUUGUACUGAAAGGAGAUGGUAGUAGUGUGUCAGGAGGAAGAGUUUCUACUACAACAAUGAGAAAUGUUAGGUAUAGAGAGUGCCAAAAGAAUCAUGCUGCGAACAUCGGAGGUUAUGCUGUUGAUGGUUGCAGGGAAUUCAUGGCAAGUGGAGAAGAAGGGACUAUCACUGCUCUUAUCUGUGCUGCUUGUGGCUGCCAUAGGAACUUCCAUAGAAGAGAAGUGGAAACUGAAGAAGUUAGUGAGUAUUCUCCACCUAAUUCUAGUCGCUGAUAGAUUUUGUUUAA